Molecule: messenger RNA, 690 nt
Organism: Bursaphelenchus okinawaensis
Lineage: Eukaryota; Metazoa; Nematoda; Chromadorea; Rhabditida; Aphelenchoididae
Source: the annotation of a GenBank genome assembly
AUGAACCUGGUCUCUUCCUCUUUGUUGUUGUUAUUGUACUUUAAUUGGGCUGAUUGUUCGAUAUUUAAGUCCAAGUUGUUUAAACGACAAUCUGAUCUGCCUUUGGCCAAUGUUUUUACACCUAAUAAUCAAGGUAAAGGGCUGGACUUGAAUCGAUGCAACUCGGAAAGCUUGGAGAAGAUCAUGUUGGAGGUGGGUUUUUAUAUUUUUAAAGCUAAGAUGAGAAGUUUGGCUUAAAAUCAAUUAAACUUUGAAGUGAAAAUAUCAUUUUUAACAAGCUUUUGCUAUUUUUUAACAUUUUAAGACAAUUGACAGCCUUUUUAUCACAGUUAACAACCUUUUUCUCCAAUUAACCACCUUUUUAUCCCUAUAACUACUUCAAAAUAUAAAAUGAUCAUGUUUGUAACCACCCCCACACAUCUUACCCAUCCCAUACGCCUUAUCCAUUCCAUACAUCUUAUCCAUCAUCACGUAAACAAGACAAAUCCGUUUCAGAACAUUGGCGAUGACGUCAAACAAUCCAAACUUCGUAUCAUGGAGGCGGCUGAAGCCACUCUCGGCGGCGCGUUCAACGUCGUUUGCGCUCACGGUGAUUUCAGCUACAUCACCAGCACCAAGCUCUACUGUUUGACCGGGACGGACGCUGUGAAAUGCUACGCAUUCUUGUCGUUCAGCUCGGAUUCGGAAUGA